Messenger RNA from Hermetia illucens (black soldier fly), 5159 nucleotides. RefSeq lists its product as uncharacterized. The record is from RefSeq and is a predicted model, not a curated record. The transcript is spliced from 2 exons. Gene Ontology annotation, molecular function: protein binding. The coding region runs from base 795 to 3461 and encodes 888 amino acids. NCBI's taxonomy places the organism in Eukaryota, Metazoa, Arthropoda, Insecta, Diptera, Stratiomyidae.
GAAUCCUCGACGGUUUUCAGUUAGCGCUGGUUGUUUCGAUAGUUCGGUUGGUGGUUCGCCGCCUCGCUGUGUUGCGUGUGUGCUUUCUCGAGAUUUUUUCUUGAAUUUGAUGCUGCGACGUCUUUGAGAAUCCCAGCCUGCAGGUGAGCAAGUCUCCAGUGAUUAAGUGCAGCAGCUGACCUGAAACUGCCGAGUGCGAGUGAGCGUUGCGGGAAAAUCAGUGGAAAUUGCUGCGAAGGUUCGGAGCCCCGAUAGCCGUGUCCAGCGAGUCCUUUCGCGGCGCGCGAACGGCGUUUGAAAUCAACACUCCCAGCGGAAGUGCAUUAACUAGUGGCGGACGCUGCGGGCGUCCUGGUGGGAUAGGGAUCAAACAGUGGCGGUUGAUUGUCUGAGCGAGGAUACCAGUGAGCUGUUGGGAGCUACUAUGCGGAUUUCGGGAGUGGCGCGGUGAUGGUGCCGCGGAAGUAGUGCGUGGAGCAAGUUCGCGGAAUUGAGUUGUGACGCGAAAUUAAUAGAGUGCAUCAUCGCAGCCGUGGAAAUGCCCCUAGAAACACGUGUGAGCCCGAGUCAUUCACAGAAGCCGCGAGUUCAAAAUGUGACCAUGGAUUACCAGUGCGAGCGCGACAGUGAGUAAUCAGCACCGACUGUAACCGUUAAGAAAGUGAUGGAAAGCGUGAAAAUCACCGAGCAUUUAGUGUAACUUUUCUUUUUGGGAAUUAUUAGUUUUUCGUUUGUUGCAAGUCGUUUUAUUUUUUUCACUUCUGCCUGAAUUCGCGGAGAAAUAAAGGUGAAAAAUGGCCGUGAGCUGCUCAGUAAAAUUACCGACGAACAAACGCGUGUUUGAGCGCGCGAGUUCAACAAGGAUAUCGAUCCUGGCCCUGCUGAUGCACACCGUGGUCGUGUGCGGAUCGCGAGGGUCACAAGGCGAAACAAGCAACGGGAGUGGUCCCGGCGACGAGAACUCUCUGGGGAAUAGCGUCAUGCAUCGAGGAAGCGGCCCGGAGAGCACCAGCUAUCACAGUCCCCGAAACUACCCCAACCCUCAUACGAACAAUUUAAUGAUGAUCGGGCUGAGUAGUUGCCAAACAGUUUGCGCCUGCAAGUGGAAGGGCGGCAAGCAGACUGUGGAGUGCAUUGAUCGCUCCUUGAUCACGAUCCCAGAGAACAUCGAUGCAUCGACUCAGGUCCUGGAUAUGUCUGGGAACAACCUGCAGAUCCUCCCCCACGAACAGUUCAUCCGAGCGAACUUGCUCAAUCUGCAGAAACUUUACCUGAGAAAUUGUCGAUUGGGGCAGAUCGACGAUCAGGCCUUCAAGGGCUUGACAAACCUGGUCGAGUUGGAUCUGUCCCACAACCUCCUCACAGCGGUUCCUUCUACGAUGCUGAGCUACAUCCCCUCGCUAAGGGAUCUGACGCUUGCCUCGAACCCUAUCCAGAAGAUCGAGAGCCACUCGUUCAAGACCAUUCGAAGCUUGAACAAAUUGGACCUCUCCCAUUGUGACAUUCAAACCGUGGCACCGCAAGCAUUCGAUGGUUUGGAUGCAUUGCAUUCACUCAAGCUGAACGGGAACAAGUUAAUGGAGUUGCAACCAAGAACAGUUGAGACGCUGAGUGAGUUGCAUGGCGUGGAAUUGCACGACAAUCCAUGGAUGUGUGAUUGUCGACUGCGUGCAGCCAAGAUAUGGCUGACAACCAACAAUAUCCCAUACCCUGUAGCCCCCGUGUGUGCUGGGGGCCCUGAACGUGUUAUUGAUCGGACGUUCUCUGAACUUCACGUUGAUGACUUUGCAUGUCGCCCUGAAAUGCUCCCCGUCAGCCACUACGUGAAGUCGGUAGCCGGAGACAAUGCGUCGAUCACCUGUAAGUCCUCAGCGAUCCCGGCACCCAAUGUCAACUGGUACUGGAAUGGAAGACUGCUAGUCAAUGGAUCUACCUUCAGCACCUACCAGAGGGUUUACAUAUUCGAGGACGGCCAAUUCGAGAAGCGAAGUCGACUAGUCCUGACCAACUCACAGGAGACUGACUCCAGCGAAUUCUACUGCGUAGCAGAGAACAAAGCCGGCACUGCGGAGGCAAACUUUACGCUUCACGUUUCAAUGCGAGCAGCCGGGAUGGCCUCCCUAGGAAGCGGUCAGAUAGUAGGUUUAAGUGCGGCAUUAGUUAUAUUAAUCCUAUUCGUUUUGCUCAUAAUCCUCUUCCUGCUGGUCCGGCUGAAGAGGACGCCGUUCAUUGAAAGUAAAACGCCAAAUCAUUUAGAAGUAAUCACGGCGGUAAACCAGCAGAACUCGAUCAGCUGCAAACAGCAACCUUCGAUGAACAAUAUAGGAGGUGGCCCCCAUACGAAUGCCCUUGAGGUUAGUGGCAUGGAGCACAAAAUCGGCGGGAAUAGCAACGAUGUUAAUAACCCAGCCAAUCCUGUACAGAAGCCACCCAGACUGACUGACUUGGCGUACACGACAUCAAACUAUGACAAUAGUGGGAGCGUUCUUUCCGGCGCUUCGUGUUUUGUAUCACCAACAGCGUCGGCUGGAAACAAUCCCGAUUUGAUAAACGAUACCAAACGCUUUGGCAGCGGAGAUUUUGCCGAUUUGAAGAUACCCUCGGUGCUUAGCUCAAAAGACUGCUUGGAUCCGAUAAGUGCGGCUGCGACUCUUGGGGGUAUCGAGCGGCCAGGUAGCGGUGAAUACAGCAGAGCAGGCGGUUGUGACUCGCUCUACCCUUCUGGAUUAUGGGAAAGCAAUCAUCAGAACCACUCGGAUGACAUGUACCUAAAACGAGCCACAAGCACAACAAUCCCCGGGUACAGCUACACUGACAAGACCCCAAUUAUAGACAAUACGCAAAUGUAUGAUAUGCACGAAAGGACCUCAGAUUUCCUGAGCAAAACCUUCCCAAGGACACACUUUGGGGCACCCAUGUCAUCAGCGUCGGCCACGUCUUCAAUUCCGGGCGGAAAUGGUUCGACAGCAACCACUGCAACAACCCUGUCUGCAUCGUUAGGCGGCAGUGUGGGCAGUGGCUAUCCCUCAGACUACGGUCUUCCACUAGUUCCCGGUGCUGAACAACACAUUCAACACACAUUUCAGCAAUUCAACCACAACAAUAAUAGCGUAACAGCUUUAGGUUCAACUAAUGGCAUCACCAGCAGUAAUAACAACAAUAAUAGUAGUAGUAAGCUGUGCACAUCCCUAUCGUCAUCGUCAACGUCAGCAUCAACGUCAAUCCCGUCGACAUCGACAACGUCUCCAUCAACAAAUCCUCUGGUCACAUCAAAUCACCAUCAUCAGCUACCCGCAGUUCUACCGAAUGGUAUGCCAAUUAAUGCUAAAACAAUACGCGUUUGGCAAAAAGGUGGUGUACCCGUGCUACCACCUGUCACCGCCUUAAAACGUGCUUUAAUUAGUAGCAGUCGAAAUUCACCGGAUGAGGGCUACCAGGAAGGUUGCGGCACUGAUGUUUAGAAAUUAUGGGAUAUAAAACCAGAUAUGCAAAGCACAUGUAAAUAAAAAAAACUCACAAAGCGUACAGAUUUCUUCCGUUUACAUUGCCUAAUUCCACCAGAUCGUCGUGAUUCUCCUCCAAAAAAUUUCGCGCUUCUUUCAAACAUGAAACGAGAUUACAAGAAAUGCAUUUCGUUUUUUACUAUGUAUUAUAAAGUGAUUAAAUCUAAAACUAUAAAAUUAAAAAAAAAAGAAGAAAAAAAAAACUGAGGAAAGAAACGAUUUUGUGAUAGUGUAUGUAAGGAGUUAGGUAUUUAUUACUAUAAAUAGGUUAAACUUAGAAUUUAAUUAAAUAAAGAUAAUAAUAAAAACUGUGUUAUACCUAAAAACGAAACUUUGUACUUAAGGGAGAGAAAAAUUAUGAAGGAACGAAAGAAAAAUGUGAAAAAGGACGAACAAAUGUUUGAAAGAACGCAAAUACCAAUUAUAUGUACCAGGCUAGAUCUGAUGUGUUGCUACAGUUUUGAAAUGAAACAAUAAAAUAAAUAAAUAACAAUGGUAUCUUUAGUAAACGUACUUACGUAAAACAAUGUGUAUGUAUUUUACCGGGAAAAAAAAUAAUAAAUGUACAGUAAAAUAAUUUGUAUCUAAUGAAUGGAAAAUGAUAAAAGUUUUGGAAAAAUCUUUCGAGAAACAGAAUAAUAAUCCAACUGAAAUAAUCCAAUAAAAACGGCAAACUGUCGAAUCAGACCUAACUUUUUUACACAUCCAGAAACUGGGGAUUUGGUCACUUGGUGCCAUCUUAUGAGAUUCAUUCAUAAUCCCCUCAUUUAAAUCUUAAAAGAACGUUUUGUGAGCAGCUCAUCAGUCACAAAGUGAAGCAACGUACAACAGAAACUGGCUCAGACCUAAUAAAAUAUCUUUUUGAAAAAGCGGAUUAUUCAGUGCUUAAAAAUCAAUACACAAUCUGAAUGGCUUGUACGAAACGCUCUGCGUGUAUGUAAAUAAAUAGUCAAACUGAACCACAAAUAUGACAAAUUUCAAAUUCGAAAAGAAUAAAAAAAAAAGAUAAAAUAUUUGUUAGAUACGAUGUCAUCAUCCCCUCGGAAUAAAGAUUGUAAAUUAACGAACUUACCAUUUCGUCGAUACAAUUUGAUGUCAUUCAAGACAACCAGAAAAGACAUGACAUCAAAGAGAGAAAAUCUUAGGCAAAUAUCAAUGUUUGAUUUCUUUUAUAUCAAAAUUUGAUUAUAGUUUAUAGUUCUGGAAUUAUUUAAAAAAAAAAAUUUCAUAUCAAAUACGUGAAAUCAUCAUUCGUGUGAAAGUGUGAUCUAAGCGUAAUUUUUAGUUACAAAAUGUAUCGUAAAUAAAUAAUAAAUCUAGUUAAAGAUAAUAAUGAAAGUUAUCGUAACGUAAAUAUACAUAAUGUAUUUAGUUUAAGUAUUGUUUCCUUUUUUACGAAGAUGAAAACUAACUUGAAGAAAAAAAUAUGAAUAAAGACAGAAAAAAAAACAAUAAAUUUCUAAGCGAAAGAAUGUGUAUAAUAUCCAUUGAGAAAAAGUAAUUAUAUAUACGAAUUACAAUUAUUUUUCAUUAUUAUAAUUAUUAUAUUAUAAACAUUAUGAUUUUUGUUGUUAAUGAACCAAAGAUGUUUUUGAUUUCUUUUUUGCAAAAACGAAAGCGGAAAGAAAAUGAGAAAAAUAUACCGGAAAAUAACUU